Botrytis porri is the source of this 885-nucleotide messenger RNA. RefSeq lists its product as uncharacterized. The coding region runs from base 1 to 885 and encodes 294 amino acids. The transcript is spliced from 4 exons. Lineage: Eukaryota; Fungi; Ascomycota; Leotiomycetes; Helotiales; Sclerotiniaceae. The record is from RefSeq and is a predicted model, not a curated record. Gene Ontology annotation, molecular function: pectate lyase activity.
AUGCAUUCUCUCUUGUUUUGGUUUACAGCCGCACUGCUGCCUUUCGCUCAUAGUGCAGGUGUUACUGGAUCAGCUUCAGGUGCUGCUCACGGAGUAACUGGUGGUGGAAGUGCUAGCCCCGUCACACCUACUACAACUGCCGACAACACCUGCGGAUCUAGUGGACAAAAUGCCAUCAAUGCGAAUGGAUGGUGUGGAUCUGCUCCCGCAACUACGGUCAAAUACGAUAAUGCUGGUACCACCCCAAUUCAGGUCAAGAGCAACAAGAGUAUUGUUGGUGUAGGCAGCGCGGGUGUUAUCAUUGGUCGAGGACUCUAUCUCUCUGGUGUUUCCAAUAUCAUUAUUCAAAAUGUUCAUAUCACCAACCUUAACCCUUCAUUGAUUUGGGGUGGUGAUGCUAUCACGUUGACAAUGCUCUUCUAUGGUGCCGCAGACUACGUUACUCUCGUAAACAACUACAUUCACCACUGCUCUGGCAGAGCCCCCAAGGUCGGUGGAAGCUCCGGCGAUGCUAUCACCAUGCACGCCGUCAACAACUACUUCUACAAUAUCGCAGGAGAUGAUUUCGACAUUGGUGUCGGCGCUGCAGUCUUGUUGGAGGGCAACUACUUCCAAUCUGUCACAACUCCUAUCACAGCUGCUUCUUCCUCAGCUAGAGGUUCCAUCUUCACCACCGUUUCUAGAACCGAAUCAUCUUGUACCGCAUACCUCGGCCGUGCUUGUGUCACAAAUGCAGUUUCAAGCUCGGGAACUCUUCCAGGUUACGGUACCACCGCCUUCUUGGCCACCAUCAAGGCCAAGGAAAGUGGCUAUGUUCCUGCUGCGAUUGCUGCUUCUUCGGUCCCCGCUUACGUUGUGGCCCAUGCCGGUGUUGGCAAGCUCUAA